AUGGAAGCGGGAAAUGAUGAUUUUUCAAUUUCACAGGAUGACCGUAAGGUUCUUUCAUUGUGGGAAAACACAGUUUCCAAGGAAAACGACCAUUACGUCCUCCCUAUUCCCUGGACGGAAGGUGUGCCUAAUUUCCCUGACAAUUACUUGGUUGCUCUCCAUCGCCUAAAGGGGUUGGAGCGUAGACUUAGAAGGGAUGACAUGUUCAACAGGUAUGAUGAGAACAUGAGGAAAUUGCUCAGCGAGGGUUACGCUGAGAAGGUCCCUGAAAAAGAAAUUGAUUGGCGCAACGAAUCUGUUUGGUAUAUCCCUCACCAUUGUGUCACGAACCCAUCUAAGCCUGACAAACUGCGCAUUGUGUUUGAUUGUGCCUGUAAGUGUCAAGGAGUCAGUCUCAAUGACCAGUGUUUGCAGGGCCCCGACUUGACAAAUACGCUGAUUGGCAUACUUUUGCGUUUCCGUCAAUUUAGAUAUGCCAUAAUGGCGGAUAUUGAAUGUAUGUACUACCAAGUCAUAGUCCCAGAAAAGGACAGAAAUGCUUUACGCUUCUUAUGGUGGGAGAAUGACUCACUCGUGCAUUAUCGUAUGCGCGUUCACCUGUUUGGAGGUAAGUGGGCAGGUAGUGCUAGUUGUUUUGCGCUUAGGCGCACUGUGCAGGAUCAUGACGUCACUGAUUUGGUGCGUGGGACGGUUCAGCGGAAUUUUUACAUUGACGACAUGUUGAAGUCUGUGAAGACAAAAGAAGAUGCCCUUGAGGUAAUUGUCGAUGUGAAAAGGGCUCUUCGUGAUGGGGGUUUCAAACUUACCAAAUUUGUAGUCAAUGAUUCUGAGCUGUUAGAUGUUAUUGCCCAUGAAGAUCGGGCAGUUGAGGUGAAAGAGCUGACUCAUGGGGUGCAUGCAAAAGCGUUGGGUAUGAUGUGGGAAGUUGAUUUGGAUGUUUUUCACUAUACUUUCAAAAUUGACAAAGGUCAGGAGAUUACUAGACGCAAUAUGCUGAGCGUAGUGGCCAGUAUGUAUGACCCACUGGGUUUGAUUGUUCCCGUCGUUUUACAUGGGAAAUUGCUUUUCCAGGAGGCGACAAGGCUGAAAUUAGAUUGGGACGAUUCCAUUCCUCAUGAAUUGUCAGUCGCGUGGAUUGACUGGAUCCAAUCUUUAGAGGAAUUGAAAGAUCUCAAGUUUAUGAGAUGUGUCAUUCCAGAGGAAUGUUCAGCUGGAGUAUCAGAACUACACGUAUUCUGUGAUGCAAGUCAGCACGCUUUUGGAGCUUGUGCAUAUGUGCGAUCAGUCAAUCCUGACGGAAAAAUCCAUGUUGCAUUAUUAGCUUCUAAAGGUCGUCUCGCUCCAUUGAAACAAGUUACAAUUCCCAGACUGGAACUGUCGGCGUGUGUCACAGCAGUUCAACUUGAUUCAUUAGUGCGUCGCGAGCUCGACUUAGACCUAAUGCAUACAACUUACUGGAGCGACAGUAAGGUUGCCCUGGGUUAUAUUUCAAAUGAAUCUAGGCGUUUUAAGACGUUUGUAGCAAAUAGGGUAUCUCUGAUUAGAGAAAAUUCUGACCCUAGUCAAUGGCGUCAUGUCCCAGGAAAUGUCAACCCGGCCGAUGUGUUGUCACGCGGUUGUGACUCAUGUGAUAUACCAAAAACCUGGCGUGAAGGCCCGGAAUUUUUGAAAGACCACAAGUCUAACUGGCCGGCGUUUGAGAUGGUUGAUAUCUCUGAUGACGCGUUAAUCGCAACAUGUGAAUUUACUGACUUGUCUGAAGUCGAUGACGCGGCUGAUGCUGGCGCGAUACGGGAGUCUAUUUUGGAUAGACUUUUUCAACAAUUUUCAAGCUACUACAGAUUGUGCAAAGCAGUAGCGUGGCUGCUUCGAUUCCGUGAUUUUUUGCAUACGAAAGUCGUGAAAAGGGGUCAAAUCAGAGCAACUGAAUUGAAGGAAGCGGAGCUUUGCAUAAUUAAAGUGGUCCAGAAGACUGCAUACUCCGGCGAAAUUAGAGACUUGCUAAAGACCGGCCGCGUUUCUAAGUCGAGCGCGAUUUACAAAUUGUCUCCAAUCAUGCGUGACGGCGUUUUGGUCGUAGGCGGUCGAUUAGUGCAUUCUUUUAUGGAAUGCAAGCAACCUCCGAUUUUGCCGAAAGAUCAUGUUGUUUCUGAUCUUAUCGUCCGUGAAUUUCACGGUGACGCUCAUUUGGGCACCGAGUGGACUCUUAGCAACAUCCGCAGAAAAUUCUGGAUUGUUGGUUGCAGAAGUAUUGUUAAAAAAGUUGGGAAAAGGUGUGUAGUUUGCAAACGAUUGUAUUCAUCACCUAUGAUACAGAAAAUGGCAGAUUUACCAGACGUGAGAUGUCAAAGUGGAGGUCCCCCCUUUGACGUAGUUGGUGUUGAUUUGUUUGGCCCCCUUAAGGUUAAGGUUGGCCGCGCGGUGGCAAAACGGUACGGCUGUGUCUUUACUUGUUUUAAAACAAGGGCUGUGCAUAUUGAAGUUCUGGACAGUUUAGAGACUGAUUCAUUUAUUAACGGUUUCAUCCGUUUUGUUGCUAGGAGAGGAUAUCCUAGCAAGGUAUACAGUGAUAACGCUACAAACCUGGUUGGAGCGGACGCCGAAAUGGCGCGCUGUUUGCGUCAAAUGGAUAAGGCUAAGGUCAUAUCUGAAGCUAGACGUAAAGGUAUUGAUUGGGUAUUUAACCCCCCUCAUGCAUCACACUUUGGAGGCGUGUGGGAACGAAUGAUAAGGACUAUCAGGAAAAUUCUCAUGGCUCUCCUUGCAUCCCCCUCAAGCAGAUCGUUGUCCGAUUAUGUGUUGCAAACAGUGAUGUGUGAAUGCGAAUGUAUCAUAAAUGGUCGGCCAAUAACACGUAGCAGUGACGAUGCAUUUGAUUUAAAUGCACUGACUCCAAAUCACUUAUUGGCUAUCCGUGGCAUCCAUUCUCUUCCCUGGGGUGAUUUUCAUACUGCUGACACGUACAGGAAAUUAUGGAGACAUGCGCAAUACAUAGUUUCUCAGUUUUGGAAAAGAUGGACAAAUGAGUACCUGCCGUUGUUGCAAUCCCGUUCUAAAUGGCAGUAUGCAAAGGAAAAUUUGAAAGUAGGUGAUCUCGUACUUAUUGUAGAUGCAUCUAUGCCCAGAGGACUGUGGCCUUUGGCGAUUGUUGAAUCUGUUAAGGUCGGCAGAGAUGGCUUGGUAAGAAGCGCUUCUGUGCGUACCAAUUCGUCAACUUUUGUGAGACCGAUCUCUAAACUGGUGUUGUUAGAAGGAGAUGUUUAG
Molecule: messenger RNA, 3264 nt
Organism: Lingula anatina
Lineage: Eukaryota; Metazoa; Brachiopoda; Lingulata; Lingulida; Lingulidae
Molecular function (GO): zinc ion binding; nucleic acid binding
Source: RefSeq, a predicted model, not a curated record